AUGGCAGCUCGACGAAGGACGCGUGCUGAGUUUUUUGCAGAUACCAAUAAUGACGAUGACAAUUAUGUACUUCCAGGUGAUAGCGUAUCUGUAGCAACAGGAUCGCAGCAUCACGCACCUAGUGUGUCCACUGUGCCAUCCUCAGUCCGUAUAGGAAUGAGCGCAAUGUCAAUGGGUGGUAUGACAAGCAGUGGCUGCCCUGGAAUUGACGAUGAAUAUCGCCAUACCCCUGAUGGGAAGCUAAUUUAUGGCAACACGCUGGUGACUUUGGACUCGCGUCAAGGAAGGUCAUGGUGCGUCCAAAAGAAGUAUGCAUUUUUUGGCACCGAUCACAAUGAUGGAAAGAAGAAGGUCUUCUGCAAUUUUACAUUCGCUAGUGGGCGCAAAUGUUUUCACAAGUUAGUCAGUCCUGAUAAGUCUACAGGCAACAUCAAUCGUCACUUGGCAAAUCAUCACAAGGUUUAUAAAGAUAGCCCAUCAAAAGGUGAAGAACCCAUGCAGACACCUGGAGCACUUGAAAAUUAUUGGUCUACAAGUGAUCUUGGGGAUAGCGUCGUUAGCCAAAGGUUCCAGAAUCCAAUUCCGUUUACCAAGGAGCGGUUUAGAGAAAGCCUAGUUCGCUAUAUUGUCGAAUCAGCAGCACCAUUUUCUACAGUCACUCAGUCAUCAUUACAACAACUACUUUUCCUUGCACAUGAAGCCCCCAGCCGCUCAUCGCUUCUACUACCAAGUCGCUCUACCAUAACCCGUGACAUGAAGGAGCUGUAUGACAAGUGCAAGAUCCAUAUCGCUGAGGAACUUCAAAAACAAAACCAUAUUGCAUAUACGAUCGAUGGGUGGACGACUCCGUAUAUGAAAGCAUCGUUUUUAGCAGUUACGGCGCACUGGAUUGACGAAAAUUGGAGGCAGCAUGCAGUAACAAUUGGGUUCGAGAAAAUCACAGGUGCACAUACAGGGCAAAACCUGGCACAAAUCAUGUAUCGCAUACUCGAGCAAUAUCAACUUACCAAUACCCCAUUCCAUAUCACCAUGGACAAUGCAUCAAAUAUGGACAAACUUGCUGUUGUUUUGGAAUCUCUACUACAAUGUCCCUCAGUGUUCACGGCCAAAUACAACCGCAUUCAUUGCAUUGGCCAUAUUAUCAACUUGGCGUCGCAGGCGGCAUUAGAAACUAUACGUGCUGAGUCCGAUGUUGUGGAAGAAGAUGAAGAGCUCUAUGACAAAGCUGAAAACAAUACUACGAGGUUAGAGUCUCCAGUAGAUAGGUUGCGCCAAGGUAUCAUUAGGAUACGUGGAUCUCCUCAACGGCGGGAAACUUUCCACAAUAUGGUCAAGGCAGAGUGUGAUGAUGAGGCCAAGACGCACCCUGAAUUGUUGCGUGAUGUACGAGUGCGAUGGAAUUCAACAUUGGCUAUGCUCGAUCGUGCCAUUAGCUUGCGUAAAGCUUAUGAUGGUUUUUGUGAACUCCUAACUACGGACUUUGGCCGCAACCAACUUGAUGAUGACGACUGGCAACUCAUUCGGUAUACGAAGCGAUACCUAGAUUCGUUCAAAGAGUUCGCUGAACUUUUGUCUGGUGACACCUACCCUACAAUCAACCUUGUUGUCCAAGCAUACAAUUGGCGCUUCAACCAUUUGGACAAAUUUCAGAUCACUCGAGCAGGAGAAGAAGAAGAGGAGGAGGAGAAUCCUUUGCGUUCAAUAAUGGAAAUCGAUGAGCCAGUGUUUGACCCCCACGAUAUGCCAUCUGAUUUUGUGCAUGCAACCUUUGAUAAGGCCGCCAGAGCAAGCUUUCAAGUGCUUAAAAAGUAUUAUGCAGGAACAGACCAGCCUGUAUUUGCAAUUGCCAUGGCAAUGGAUCCUACAAGCAAAUAUGAAUGGUGGGGUACUGCACGUUGGCCAGAAGAGUGGAUAAUAACAGCAAAAAAACAAGUGCAAGAUGCAUGGGACACAUGGAAAGAUUCGCAUCCAUGA
Lichtheimia ornata is the source of this 1974-nucleotide messenger RNA. RefSeq lists its product as uncharacterized. The record is from RefSeq and is a predicted model, not a curated record. The transcript is spliced from 4 exons. NCBI's taxonomy places the organism in Eukaryota, Fungi, Mucoromycota, Mucoromycetes, Mucorales, Lichtheimiaceae. Bases 1 to 1974 code for a protein of 657 amino acids.